This is a messenger RNA of Xenopus tropicalis (tropical clawed frog), 2616 nucleotides long. RefSeq lists its product as uncharacterized. Bases 504 to 2024 code for a protein of 506 amino acids. Gene Ontology annotation, biological process: regulation of DNA-templated transcription. The transcript has 7 exons. NCBI's taxonomy places the organism in Eukaryota, Metazoa, Chordata, Amphibia, Anura, Pipidae. The record is from RefSeq and is a predicted model, not a curated record.
UGGAGUGGAAGGAGGGCUGAGGAUGGGCUAGGGUUUAUGUCUCCGUUAAGUCAGAAUGUCUGCUUAUAUGACAAAAUUAUAAUGUUAUUAACAUUAUAGAGAUCCAUUGGUUGAACAUGAUAUUCCUGCACAAAAGUCUAAAAGAGACUAAAGGAAGAACAGCUGGAAACGUCAGAAUCGGGCUAUAAAACAGUAUCAUUGAUAGGUUAUACUGGUGAUAUAAAGGACCCCAAGGGGAGCCUCUGAGGAGGUGCCAAGGCAUGAAACCCGUGAGGCGGAGUAGUAAAGACCUAAAUUAGGAGCAAGCCUGCAGUGAUUGCUUUUUGGUGUGUCCUGUGUGGGGACCCGUAGAGGCAGCGUGAGAGAGGAAGUAGCAAGCAACAGGAAUCCUACACGACCACAGAACAGGAGGCAGAGCUGGUCUGAACUGGGGAGUGUGGACGGAGGAGGGGAGUUUGGACAGAGCAGACAGGAACAACUUUGAAGCGCUUGUCAUCUGGGUAAUGCUAAACAUGGACAAGAUGAAACCAGACAAACAGAAGAACGAGAUGAUUGUAAAUCAUGCUUUAGACAUUAUCUAUAUGCUGACUGGAGAGGAAUAUAUAAUUGAGAAAAAGAAUUCCCAUCCUAACUAUAAUAAUUCAAGGGCAGGAGAGGUGCCUGUUAAAUAUGAUGAUAUUGCAGUCUAUUUCUCCAAGGAUGAGUGGGAGUACUUAGAAAAACAUAAGGAGAUUUAUCAGGAACAAAUGAUUUCAGAUGAAAUGAAAUGUGAUGAUUUUGACAUCUUUUCAGCUGGGAACUCAGGUAAUCACAGCCAAACAGAUAUGAGCAGUGGGCUACCCAGAUUGACUCUUUUGACACCACAGAGCAGAGCCAACGGUAAUAAGAAAACCCGUCUGCAAUUCCAAUCUUCCAUACAGUUAACCCAGCUGAUGCACAGCAUUGCCAGGCUUGGCAGAAGGGUGGCAAAGAUCGAUAGGAACAUAUCCCAUAUUCUUAAGGAGUUUAAUACGAACAAAACGGCCUCUGCAAAACAGUCCCACGGAAGCUCCCCUCUCAAAGAAGGUGAAGUAAAUGCCCCAAGGCCUAUUAAAACAGAGCAAAUACAGUUCGAUGUGCAUCAGGAUCAAGUUUAUCAGGCCGAACAAAAUCCUUCCCCACGAUCCUCAUGUGAACCCCAUUCACAAAGCUUCAGUGGACUGAUUGGCCAAAUCAAACAAAGUUCAUGCUCCCACACUGGUCCCCUGCCUGCUAAUAGCCAGAUGUUUGCAAAUCAUUUAGAAAUAUCGGAACAUUUACAAAUACAUUAUGACAGCACGAGCAACGUAGAUUCUACCAGGGAAAUAUCACAGAGCCCCCCUCCUCCUCUGUCCACAUCAACAGGUAGUUUGGUCAAUGCCAUUUCCAGUGAUGUUCCGACCGAAAAGCCACCUGUCCUCACCAACCUUUUAAAAACCCCACAAUGCCAAGAAAUGGAUCAGACCAAGAUCCACACUUCAGAUACGAUUGAGAAGACGGAACCAGAUAUCCACAUUUCUGAAACUAGAAAAUCACGUAAAACAAGCUUGCCGAAAACAUCUUCUAUUAAUAUCCCCACUGUAACGUGUCCAGCCUUUAUUAUUGUAUCAGAAGUUUCAGAGCAGAACCAAGCAAACUAUGAAAGUCUCCGUACCCCAGAUACUGUAGGAGAUCCGCUACCAGAUAUUCCUUUGGCUUCAAUGACGACGGGUAUAUUGAACAAUUUUAAGAUGCAAAGCCGCGGCCAACCCCACAGAUUUGCCCAGCUACUAUUUCAGCAUCAUGUACCCUACUCGCUGUAUAAAACGUGGACGCACAAUACCAAUUUUGAUGGUUCUCGAGGUAAACACGCUUUGCCUAAAAACCUAAAACGGGUCAUCCUUAAUGAGACUUCAGCAGCAUAUAAAAUGACUCCCGUGGUUCUAAAGAAAAUAAAAGACACGCUAAAUGCUCUGCUGCGGAUUCCUAGGACUGGCGGCUGGGAUUCUAAUUCCGACCACGGAUGAAACCGAUUUCGCUUUAUGUUCUUUCAUCUGGGAGUAUAGUAGCACUUAAGUGAAUAUUGGGUUUUAAAGCAGAAAGGUUAAUUGCUGUGUUUAUAUAGUAUGUUACUAUGAAUUUAUGAAGCAGCUGUGUGGUGACACUGCCAGCAGAAGUGGGUCUUAUAAACAUUUAUAUUGCAAUAAUGUGUUACUGUAAACAACAAUGUAGGAGUUUUUGUAAAUAACAAUAUAUUUCAGCCAUGUAUUGGACUUUAUGCUUAAAACAGGGCUGUCCACUAAUGAUGUGCGGGCUGGCCCGACACCCAUGGGUCAGGCGGGUUUAACCUUUGCACAGUUCUUGAGUUCUCCCUUCUGCUCCCCAACUUCGACCGUAUUCUGCCCGGCUUCCUCCUCCAGCAGCCUGUAUUUAUAGGCACACGCUUGCCUGCCCCACUGAGUUGGGAUCAGACAGGUUAGUCCCGGGUGCGGGUCGACAAAUGUCACCCAGCAUAUCAAUACUGUCCACAUUGCUGGCCUGCGUCUGUUGAUGAACUACAGUACAACUGUCGGGGUUGGUAGUUGUAUGUCUAAGACUCUAUCAAGUUGUGUGAGUUUU